CAAGCACCGUUCUCGACCGCACUCCACCGCCCAUCACCUCGCCCUCGAGGCGCAUCUCUCCCACGCGUGCGAGCGCUUCUCAACGAGAUUCCGAGCUGUCUCAAGCACGAUCUGCCCAGCGUGCCGGAGGGACCUGACGUCUUGCCGUUCGCCCUUGCGGUGCUCCCGUUGCGGGUAUCCGAUCGCCCAGACGAACAGCGGGAUCACCACCCGGCCCGCGAGGACAGUGGAUUGCACGAGCGUCCCAGCUCGUGGACCACGCGCGUCUGCACCAUCCAGAGGAACCAUAGGGCUUUCUCAAUCCGCGAAGCACGCUCGAUCCGCAAAUCUCCACGCUCAUGCUGCUGCACUCGGCGCUUCUUGAGCGACGCCCGCCAUCAGCUUCAAGAUGCCCAACACCACGACCGCGCCCGACAGGUCGAGACAGAACUCCGCAGGCAAGUCGUUCUUUGGGAGGAAACUGCACAAGGAGCGACCUGGCGACGACCGCCACGAUGCCGCCGGUGCUGCGUCCGCUGGUGGUAUUCUAGAGCCCCCAGGCUCCGCGGGGAGUGCCACCGGCUCUCGCUCUUCGCGUCAUUCCAAGACCGCCUCGAUGAGCUCCGUCGUUGA
Molecule: messenger RNA, 612 nt
Organism: Rasamsonia emersonii CBS 393.64
Lineage: Eukaryota; Fungi; Ascomycota; Eurotiomycetes; Eurotiales; Trichocomaceae
Exons: 1
Source: RefSeq, a predicted model, not a curated record